AUGGCCAGUGGUGGCAAUCCAGCAGCCAAGAGGGUAGUGGUAUACCGGAAUGGGGACCCCUUCUCCCCAGGCUGCCAGCUGGUGGUGAGUCAACGCCGCUUUCCCACCCUGGAGACCUUCCUCUGUGAGGUGACAUCGGCUGUGCAGGCCCCAGUGGCUGUGCGGGCCCUCUAUACGCCUUGUCAUGGCCACCCUGUCACGGACCUGGCGGACCUGCAGAACGGAGGGCAGUAUGUGGCUGCUGGCUUUGAAAGAUUCCGCAAGCUGCACUAUUUACCCCCUGGACGGAAGGCUCCAGGUGGAAAGAGCAGCAGACGAUCAGAUCCUCCUGAGACUCACUGCCCAUGUGAUGGGACCUGUGGACCACGACCACCGGCAGGUUCCCCCUGCUAUAUCCAUGUGUUCAGGAAUGGGGACCUGUUAAGUCCCCCAUUUAGCCUGAAGCUGUCCCAGGUGGCCAGCGAGGACUGGAAAACAGUGUUGAAGCUCCUGACUGAGAAGGCCAAACUACAGACCGGAGCUGUGUGCAAACUCUGCACCCUGGAAGGGCUCCCACUGUCAGCAAGAGAGGCUCUGGUGAAUGGCCAUUACUAUGUGGCUGUGGGAAAGGAUGAGUUCAAGGCCCUCCCCUAUCUGGAGCUGCUGGUGCCUAGCCCCUCACUGCCCAGGGGCUGCUGGCACCCUCCAGACCCAAAGUCUAGGCCUCACAAGCAGCAGGCCCAUGGCCACGGGGCACAGGCAACCCAGCCCUCUACAAAGGAGCCAAGCCAAAUUGAGCCAUCUGCUUUUCAUGCCAGACGCCAGCAGGCCAUUCAGCCAAGAAGCAGGCUCCCCACUCUCUCAUUUCCAUCAGGAGUCAAAGGAGUAUAUGAGGCUCCCCACCCAAGGAAGGAGACAGCGGGGGCCCAGGAAGUGCCAGAUGAUGAAGACACCUGUGCAGAGGAACCCUUGGACCAGAGGGCAGUGCAGAUGGUGGACGAGGCCCUGUGCCUGGAAAAGCAGCCUGGGACUGGGGCAGCGAUCUCAGCCUCAGCCCUGUCUCUGCCAUCUUGGGCACCAGCAGCUCCAGCCAGGAACUGGGGCGUCCACUCUGCAGCCACCAUUUAUCCUUGCCUCCAGCAGCCUGUUCCAGGGGACCCAGCGCCCCGCCUGGGCUCACAGGAUACCCUGUAGCCCCCUCAGCCCUGCCCCACUCUUCUGCUCCUAAACCCACAUCCUAGUCUUACUUUCCUUUGAAUAGAGCAGCCCUAGCCAUGGAGGCCAUGUCCUUAAGGGAUUAUCUGGCCAGAGAGAAGAGGAGCCAACCAACCUUUGUAGCCAAGAGAGACUACAAACUUGAGAGCAGG
Molecule: messenger RNA, 1346 nt
Organism: Prionailurus viverrinus (fishing cat)
Lineage: Eukaryota; Metazoa; Chordata; Mammalia; Carnivora; Felidae
Gene: DCDC2B
Product: doublecortin domain containing 2B
Exons: 9
Coding region: 1-1173 (390 amino acids)
Biological process (GO): intracellular signal transduction
Cellular component (GO): microtubule organizing center; microtubule
Source: RefSeq, a predicted model, not a curated record